Messenger RNA from Hyaloscypha bicolor E, 1389 nucleotides. Its product is annotated as ankyrin. The transcript has a single exon. NCBI's taxonomy places the organism in Eukaryota, Fungi, Ascomycota, Leotiomycetes, Helotiales, Hyaloscyphaceae. Gene Ontology annotation, molecular function: protein binding. Bases 147 to 1043 code for a protein of 298 amino acids. The record is from RefSeq and is a predicted model, not a curated record.
CAUCUUUCUCUCCCGUCUUGACAACCGAGCUUUUAAAAUCUACUACCUUUUUCUCUCUCCCAUUCAAGAGGAGCGAGUCCUUUUCACACAACAUCACAAGAGCUGAUAUCCGAGCGCUUUUCAGGCCACGUACCAGCAGCCUCGCCAUGGCCGCCGAGGAUCACUUCACACAGCUGCUCGUGACAGCAACCCAAAACGGUGACCUCCCGCUCAUAAAGUCCCACUUUCCUACUCUUCCCCCUUCGUCUCCGAUCCUGAAAGCCAUCGCUCUGGCCUCCCUCUCGUCCCACCAACCGGAAAUUCUCAGAUGGUGCUUCUCGCAAGGCUUCUGCCUCCCACCCUCCAGCCUGAACUCCGACUUCUACCAUUCUGCUUGCGCCUCCCAGUCUCCCGCCAUCUUCCAGGUCCUCGUAGAAAAUGGCUUCGACCUGAACUCUCACAAUUCCGAAUUCUUCGGCUGCGGGACUGCCCUCGUGGUCGCCGCCGUACACGGCAACAUCUCCUUCGCUCGCUGGCUUCUGGAGAAUGGCCAGGAUGUCAACGCCGGCUUCAGCUGUGAAGCUAUCGUCUAUGCUAUUGGCGGCGAGAAUCGGAGCUUGGAUAUGGUUGACCUGUUGAUCAAGCACGGGCUAAAACUUCAAGGAACCGGGGCUGCUAUUGGAGCAGCGGAGAAAGACGAUGUUACUAUGUUGAGACUGUGUUUGGGGAAUGGGGCAGGGUUGGAAGAAAGAGAGAUUUGGUGGCUUGUGCCGAUGGAUGAGGGGGAUGUGGAGGGCACGGCAUUGUAUAGGGCGUGUAGAGCGGGAGCACUUGCGUCAGUGCAGGAGUUGGUGAAUAGGGGUGCGGAUUUACAGUGGAAGGAUGAGAGGGGGAGGGAUUGUGUGGGUGUUGCGAGGGAGAUGGGUCGGUUGGAGGUGAUUAGAUGGCUGACAGAGAGGGGGUUGGUGAAGGAGGAGGCCGUGAGGGUCAGGGAGUUGAGGAUGGUGGAUGAGAGGAACUGGGCUUGGAAGGGGGAGUUGCCGGAUGUAUUUUGUGUUGAUUGAGAUGAGAUUACCUUUUGAGAUGCGUUAGAUUUGAGCACUCUGGAAGACGAGAGUUGUUGGAUAUUUAGCGAAGAGGAUCGAUUGAUGGCGUUUACUUAUAUGGGAAGGUACCUGGGAGUCUGCUUUACUUUGAUGGGGAAAUUUUCACACCCGAGACUGCUUCCGCGCGAGCUUGAAUUCGCCUGGCUUUGUUGAAUGCAAUCAGACGGGUUGAUGCUCAGGCAGGCUUUGGUCGCCGAAGAUUUUGCUAUAGAAACACAAUCGUUACGCUGAUUAUGCACUCCAAGUGGAGCCAUUUCCGGCUCUCAUAUCCUCUAACAAUAUCAAGAAGCAUUCAGAAAACCAG